Ctenopharyngodon idella (grass carp) is the source of this 3023-nucleotide messenger RNA. Its product is annotated as mucin-3A-like. The transcript has 20 exons. The coding region runs from base 321 to 1892 and encodes 523 amino acids. The record is from RefSeq and is a predicted model, not a curated record. NCBI's taxonomy places the organism in Eukaryota, Metazoa, Chordata, Actinopteri, Cypriniformes, Xenocyprididae.
UGGUACAUUUGGGGGCAGUUGUACAUGUCAAGUCACUUUCACUUUCCAUCCAUGCCGCGAGUUGUUUCAAAAAGUGGUGGGGACAAUACUGACACUGGCAAAAAAUGGUGGGAACACGUCCUAACUGUCCUGCCCACAAAUUACACCUAUGCCUGUGGCCCAGAUCUGCUCUCUGUUACAGCUGAACAUGUGGUCUCAUGAUGUACGUUCAUCUUCAUAGAACUGACUGCACAAGUAAUAGAUGGUUUCCUGUGGUCUAAUGUGUUACUUCCUAAUUCACCUAUUGUGUGAGUCUCGUCUCUUUUUUAACUCUUGCUGUAAUGGAGUUGUUCAUCUUCAUUGCUUUUCUUCUCCUUAUGGAGGUUCAGUCUUACAAAUCUCCUGCUGUAAAAGUAUCUCCAGAUGUCAUAAGAGAGUCCAGCUCAGUGAAGAUGAUCUGUGAGAUGUUGCCAGCAGAUGUUGCAGUGAAACAGUGUUAUUUCUACAUAAACAGAGGAAAAGAGAAGAAUAUAAAAGUUAGUCCAUCUUGUGAGCUCAAUCUCACUGGUGCUGAAGUGCUCAUAUGGGCAGCUGUAAAAUCACCUGCAUCAAUCAACAUUAACUGCUUCUACACAAUACAUAAACACGGGAUUGAUAAACCAUCAUCUCAUUCUCCUGCUGCCACUGUGACGGUUCUAGGUUCACUUCAGAAACCCACCAUGAGUGUUAGUGAUGAUGAUGUCCAGAUCAACAUAGCCUGUGAAAUUCUACUAUCAGUCAGAGUUGAUUUCAUCUGUCGUCUCUACACUGAGGAUGGUCUUCUGCGCACAAGUUACUCUCAGGGGAAACAGUCUGGAGGGCAUCUUUGUAUGUUUUAUUCAAGUCAUAGUGAACUCUUGACAGGAUCAGAGAACAGACAGCUGAGCUGUGAUUAUUCACUCAACACUGAACCUGAGAUCAGAUCACCGCGCAGUGACACAAUCACCGUCAGAGCACCAGAUGCACAUCAUGUUACGACAGCCAAGAAAACCUCUUUACCUUUAAUGUCCACUUCUGAAACAUACAGUACAGCUGUAGACAGCCAUUCCAAGUCAAACCUGUCAACCACAUCAGAGGAAACCACAUCACCAGAUGCACAUCAUGUUACGACAGCCAAGAAAACCUCUUUACCUUUAAUGUCCACUUCUGAAACAUACAGUUCAGCUGUAGACAGCCAUUCCAAGUCAAACCUGCCAACCACAUCAGAGGAAACCACAUUUUCAACACCAGCUACCAAUGCACAUGUGACACCAGCCAUGACAACCUACUCAUUUUCCAAAUCAAACCUGCCAACCAGCACAACAAAGGAAACCACAUUUUCAACAACGUCCACACAAAAAACGUCACAAAGGGACACAAAAAUAUCAAUAAUGGCUGCUGUUUCCACUACUAAAACCCCAGAAUCCACCAGAACUGACACAUGGUUUAUAGCUCUGGUUUCAACUGCUGCUGGUGUCAUUUUGAUUGGACUCAUCUGUCUGUGCUGCUUUGCAUGUAAAAAAAGAACACGAAAAAGCAAUAAAAUGAGAUCAAUAACAUCAGAUGUGCCCAGUCAAGAAAUUGGUAUGAGUUCUGGACCUGCAGAGACAUAUUCUCUGAUCACUUCUGUACCAGCCACAUCUCAGCCCAUAUCUGUGGGCCUCGAACACCCAGAUUCCCAUCAGGACAACACACCAGAUCCCACAGCAACUUACUCUUUCGUUAUGUCUGAUAAUUCAAUGUACCAGCCCUCAGAUGUUUUGGUCAAUAAACAACAGACAGAGGGAAGUACAAAGGAAAAUGAGAAUGUUUACCACCUGUACUGCACGAUUCCUGACAAACCAGUUCACUCAAACGCAGCAGAUCAAGUCUACAGUUUGGUGAAGAUGCACUGAUGAGUCUCUGUUGUUUCAUUAUGUACAGUAUAUUCAUUAUAAAGUUUCUUUACUUGAAGCAAAAUAGGUGUUUACUUUCAUUAUUCAGUGCUUGGUGUGGAACCACUUAUAAUACUGGAUUUAAAAUAUCACAUUUAAUAUUAAUACUAUUUAUUUUUAACCAUCCCUGGCUUUGUCUGAAAUUAUCCGUUUUAAUAGAAAAUGUACGGCUUGUCAGUAAACUGCCACCAUUAUGUUUAGCUAACGUCAUUCCAUAGGAAAAAGUAGGCUUUGCUUUGAAAACAUUAUCCAUAUAAAACCGUAAUAUACAGAUGAAAUUGUUUACUUACGGUUUGGCAUGUGGCUUCUGUCAGAUCCAAUCCAGCUAUAUCAAUCUUCUUUUUACAGUCUAUGGAUCCAAUACAGUUGGCUGCUUCAUCUUUCAACAAAAGUUUCUUUGCAAACUCUCCAUUAUACUGUGCCUUCGUUUAAAAAAACACAGUAAAAUGUUCUGAACAAACAUAAUUCUCCGAUGUGAACCGGGACGCCAAUAAAAACAAACCAUCCACUUGUUCCUGUGGAAAAUGUCCUUCUGAAGUCUGUACAGAGACACAAACACCAUUUAUGAUGCGUCCAAGAGGAAUUCUUUUACUAUUCAUUUGUCCUGAUGUCUGUACCUCUUCAACUGAUCUGGUAUCUGUAUUCUGUAUAUUGUAUCCAGUGUAGACAGUGUCACGUCAGUUAUUAUAAAUUUGCUUUUAACAAGAUGUGACGCUUGUGUCUGGUGAAGAGUGGGCGGUUUACGGAUGAUGUAAACCGAUUUGCCGAUGUCUUGCAGUCAUAUUUGCCGGUGUGACGCCAGAUCCCACAAUAUCAAAAUGAACCGCUUUUGGAACUUUAUUAAAUGAAUGCUUUGUUUAUAAGCUAUGAAACUUGUAGAAUGUUUUCAUGACACAAAAACCAUUUAUAUGUCAAAAGAUCAAGGAAAAUUUGAUUUCUCAUGUCAUAAUGACCCCUUUAACUGUAAAAUGUAUGGGUUUUGAAAGUAAAGACGAUGAAUUAUCAUAUAUUUUCAUAAAUUAUAUAUAUUUACGGUGAAAAACAGUAAAAGGACAUUCCCUGAAGUCCCCGUGUGACAUGACUUAUGAUUAU